AGAGAAGAAGAUUUCCCGCAGCAGUGCCCUGAAGGUGCUGGACCACGCCAUGAUUGGACCAGAGGGCACAGACAACUGUCAUAAGUUUGUUGAUAUCCUUGGUCUGAGGACCAUCUUUCCACUCUUCAUGAAAUCACCCAAAAAGAUAAAGAAAGUUGGAACAACUGAGAAAGAACAUGAAGAACAUGUCUGUUCCAUCCUGGCCUCCCUUUUGCGAAACCUGAGAGGGCAGCAGAGGACACGGUUACUGAAUAAAUUCACGGAGAAUGACAGUGAGAAGGUUGAUAGGCUGAUGGAACUGUAUUUUAAGUACCUGGAUGCAAUGCAGGCAGCUGACAAGAAGAUUGAUGGAGAGAAACAUGACAUGGUGCGUCGGGGAGAGAUAAUAGACGAUGACAUGGAAGACGAAUUCUAUCUCCGUCGCCUGGAUGCCGGUCUCUUUGUUCUACAGCUCAUUUGUUACAUCAUGGCAGAGAUCUGUAAUGCCAAUGUUCCCCAGAUUCGUCAGAGAGUCCAUCAGAUUCUGAACAUGAGAGGCAGCUCCAUUAAAAUUGUUCGACAUAUCCUAAAGGAGUACGCAGAGAACAUCGGGGAUGGGAAGAACCAGGAGUUUCGGGAGAGCGAGCAGAAGCGGAUCCUGGAUCUGCUGGAGAAUUUCUGAGGACUCGGGGAGCCGAAUUCCGUGUCUGCCCAUGAGGACACGGUGUCUGGUUCUCCCUCCUUCUAUUGCCCUCCUCCAGCCUUGAUUGCAUGAUAAAAGUGAUGUUUCUAUGAAACUGCUUCUAAAUGGGAUUUUGAAGAUAUUAAAGAUAGUUUGCCUUUUUUUU
Messenger RNA from Fulmarus glacialis (Northern fulmar), 827 nucleotides. RefSeq names its product beta-catenin-like protein 1. The transcript is spliced from 6 exons. Gene Ontology annotation, cellular component: spliceosomal complex. Lineage: Eukaryota; Metazoa; Chordata; Aves; Procellariiformes; Procellariidae. The record is from RefSeq and is a predicted model, not a curated record. The annotation marks the transcript as partial.